AGAAGAAAAUGGCGUUUGACAACGGAAAUAAUCCACAACUAGUCACUAAUAAUGAAACAACAUAGUGAAUUUCAUGGCAACUGCCAAGAACACCAGGUCCAACACUCCAACUAUUUAUAAAGUCCACCAAGCAGCAUAGAAAACCCACUUCUCUCAUUCUCUUUUACUUCUCCUUUAAGCUCCUUUUGCUCUAAUUCCCUCCGCAAAUUAUGAUCCAUGUUGUUCUAGUACAAAAGAGAGAGAGAGAGAAUUAGUUGACAUAGACUGAAAAUGGGUAUCUGCUUUGGAUCUCCUGCUACUCUCCCUAACACCAUCACAACAUCAACUACAGGGACAAUUGAAAUUCACAGCAGGAAUAGAGUUUCACAGACAACUGAGACAAGCAGCAGCACAAUGAGAAGUCAAUUUUCUCAUUUUUCAGAAGCAACAACAUCAACACUAAGCCCAAGAUUUGAUGAUGAUCAGCAGUCAACGGAUGGCGAAAUUUUGGAGACAUCAACUUUGAGAGUCUUCAGUUUUGCAGAUAUGAAAUCUGCUACCAAGAACUUCAAGUCAGAUCAAAUUCUGGGUGAGGGAGGAUUUGGUAGAGUUUUCAAAGGUUGGGUGGAUGAGAAAACUCUUCAACCAUGUAAGGCUGGCACUGGAAUGAUGGUUGCUGUCAAGAAAUUAAACCCUGAAAGUAUGCAAGGUUUCCAAGAGUGGCAGUCAGAAGUGAACUUUCUAGGAAGGCUUUCUCAUCCCAACCUUGUCAGGCUAUUGGGAUACUGUUGGGAAGACACGGAGCUACUCCUUGUUUAUGAGUUCAUGCAGAAAGGUAGCUUGGAGAAUCAUCUUUUCAGAAGGAAUCCUAACAUUGAACCACUAUCUUGGGACAUUAGAAUCAGAAUAGCUAUUGGAGCAGCUCGAGGCCUAGCAUUCUUGCACAGUUCAGAAAAGCAAAUCAUAUAUAGAGAUUUCAAGGCCUCAAAUAUAUUGCUUGAUGGGAAUUAUAAUGCAAAAAUCUCAGAUUUUGGCUUGGCGAAAUUGGGACCAACUGGUGGAGAAUCACAUGUGUCAACUAGAGUUAUGGGGACAUAUGGUUAUGCUGCUCCAGAAUACAUUGCAACAGGUCAUUUGUAUGUGAAGAGCGACGUGUAUGGUUUCGGUGUUGUGCUGCUUGAAAUUCUGACAGGGUUACGAGCACUCGAUACAAAACGCCCUAAGGAGCAACUUAAUCUGGUGGACUGGGCUAAACCACUUCUUCCUCAUCGAAGAAAGUUAAAAACGAUUAUGGAUGCAAGGAUGGAGGGCCAAUAUUCCUUCAAGGCAGCAUUACAGACAGCAAAUAUUACUCUAAAAUGCCUGGCGCCAGAUCCUAAAAGCCGGCCUUCCAUGAAAGAAGUCUUGGAAGAACUGGAACAGGUUCAGGCAAUCAGAGAAAAACCAAAGCCAUCAUUACUAAUUACCUCUAGGCAAACUACUUCUAUUACUCGAUCCUAUGUACUUCAAGAGCCUGUUCGUCGUUCUCCGCUUCACUCCAGGUACCAAGCCACUGCGUGAGAUGAGAAUGUCAAUCAAGCACCUGAGAAGACCAAGUGUUAAGGUUGGACUCUCACAAAUCAUAAUUGUAUGUUCAAACAUUGAGACUAAUCAGAAUGUUAGAACAGUCGAUCACCUUUUGUUCUUUUAUUUCCCAUGUUGAUUUUUUAUUUUUUGUAGCCAUUGUUUUAGUUCAUAACAAAUUUUGUUCAUGUAGACAGCACUUCUGCUGAAUCAGAUGAUAUAUUGUUCUAUAGACCA
Molecule: messenger RNA, 1779 nt
Organism: Rosa chinensis
Lineage: Eukaryota; Viridiplantae; Streptophyta; Magnoliopsida; Rosales; Rosaceae
Product: probable serine/threonine-protein kinase PIX13
Exons: 6
Coding region: 271-1539 (422 amino acids)
Biological process (GO): protein phosphorylation
Molecular function (GO): protein kinase activity; ATP binding
Source: RefSeq, a predicted model, not a curated record